Molecule: messenger RNA, 3430 nt
Organism: Rhodamnia argentea
Lineage: Eukaryota; Viridiplantae; Streptophyta; Magnoliopsida; Myrtales; Myrtaceae
Product: pentatricopeptide repeat-containing protein At1g62260, mitochondrial
Biological process (GO): RNA modification
Molecular function (GO): protein binding; RNA binding
Source: RefSeq, a predicted model, not a curated record
AGCUGACUCUUGGUUGCAGAUGACCAGCACAAGCUCGACUUUGUCGUCUUGCUUCGACAGCAGAUAUGAGAAUCUGUUGGAGGAAGCUCAGCGUCUUGCACAGACCCACGUUCUCGCCGUGGAGACGGCCUCGGCAUCGACUCCAUCGUCUCCAGUUUGCGACCCACCAAUUCCCAACCGGAGAUCGCGACAAGCUCGCGGCUUUGCCUCGGCGAGGGAAGGCAAUGCUUCUCCUCGCACCCCGGAUUUGUUCGCACUGAACAAGCAGAUCUCGCAUCUCGUCAGAGCGGGCCGUCUCGGCGAAGCCAGAGCGGUUUUCGACAGUGCCGAGUGCCGGAACACCGUGACGUGGAACGCCAUGAUCACGGGCUACGUGAAGAGUGGGGAGAUGACGAAGGCGCGGGGGCUGUUCGACGGAAUGCCCGAGAGAGACGUCACGUCGUGGAAUUUGAUGGUUUCGGGUUACGUCUCGUGUCGCGGGACUGGGUUCAUUGAGGAAGGGAGAAAGCUGUUUGAGCAAAUGCCCGAGAGAGAUUGCAUUUCGUGGAACACGAUGAUUAGUGGGUACGCGAAGGCUGGGAGGAUGGAUGAGGCGUUGUGGCUAUUUAACUGUAUGCCUGAGAGAAAUGUUAUUUCUUGGAAUGCGAUGGUAACUGGGUUUCUGAGGAACGGUAAUGUGGAACGUGCAGUUGAGUUUUUCAAGGAGAUGCCUGAGCGGGAUUCAGCUUCUCUAAGUGGCCUUGUGGCGGGUCUUAUUCAUAUUGAUAAACUAGAUGAAGCUGCUAGCAUAUUUCUUGAACUAGGGAAUCCGUAUGGUGGGGAAGAUAUAGUCAAUGCUUAUAACACGCUGAUUGCUGGGUUCGGCCAAAGAGGACGCAUUGAAGAUGCUCGUUAUCUUUUUGACCUGAUCCCAUUUAGUAAUGAUGGAAGGAAGGGUGGUGCUGGGGAGUUUGUGAGAAAUGUGGUAUCAUGGAAUACCAUGAUCAUGUCCUACGUUAAAGUAGGAAAUACUAUUGCUGCUAGGGAACUCUUUGAUCAAAUGAAAGAACGUGAUACGUUUUCUUGGAAUACCAUGAUUAGUGGUUACGUACACAUGUCUAACAUGGAAGAGGCGUCCAAACUUUUUCAAGAUAUGCCUACCCGUGAUACUUUUACAUGGAAUACGAUGAUCUCAGGAUACGCCGAAACUGGAAACCUUGAACUUGCGAGGGAUUUAUUUGAGAAGAUGCCUCAAAAGAACUUGGUCACUUGGAAUUCUGUGAUAGCAGGAUAUGAGAAAAAUGAGGAAUAUAAAGGAGCGCUUGGACUCUUCAUUCAGAUGCUGACCAAUGGGGAGAAACCAGAUCGACAUACUUUAUCUUCCAUUCUAGCCGUAGCCACUGGUCUUGUUGAUCUUUCCCUAGGUUUGCAGAUCCACCAGCUGCUCACCAAAAUAGCUAACCCAGAUGUGCCUCUAAACAAUUCCCUCAUCACUAUGUACUCAAGAUGUGGGGCAAUUGCCGAGGCUCAGACUAUCUUUGACGAGGUGAAGUUACGGAAGAAUGUGAUCACUUGGAAUGCGAUGAUUGGAGGAUACGCAUCUCAUGGGUUUGCUGCAGAGGCUCUUGAACUUUUUAAGUUGAUGAAGAGAUUUGAAGUUAGGCCUACUUAUAUAACCUUUAUUUCUGUUAUGAGUGCUUGUGCUCAUGUUGGGUUAGUAGAAGAAGGCCGGAGGCAUUUUCUGUCGAUGGUUACGGAAUAUGGUAUAGCACCAAUGGUUGAACACUUUGCAUCACUUGUGGACAUAUUGGGCCGGCAUGGGCUGCUUAGCGAGGCCUUCAAUAUAAUAAAGGGCAUGCCAAUGAAGCCAGAUAAGGCUGUUUGGGGUGCUUUACUUGGUGCUUGUAGGGUGCAUGACAAUGUAGAGUUGGCUCAAGUCGCAGCUGAAGCAUUGAUGCUACUUGAGCCAGAAAGCUCAGCACCAUACAUCUUGCUAUACAACAUGUAUGCAGAUGCCGGACGCUGGGAUGAUGCAAACAAAGUGCGAAUGAUAAUGGAGAGCAAUGCUAUUAAGAAGCAUAAGGGGUAUAGUCGAGUGGAAUCCCCGCAAUAGCUGUUGUUUUGUAUACUGACCUUCGGUUUACUCCCUGCAUCGACCUUCUUUUGCUUAUGAAGUCAGGAGGAGUUAGAUAGCUAAUAGAUCUACUUGUCCUAUACAACAGGGUGAAAGAAACUAGAAAACUGGAGGAUAGACCUCUCAUCUAGUUGAUUUAAUUGUGAUCCUGUAGAGAGGAUGAUGACUCUCGUUUGCAUGGUGAAGCAUUUGCUAACAUCCCAAAAGAAUGAGGGAAUAAAAGUUUGGAAAGUGAGAACUAGAUUUAGAGGAGUCACUUUCAACAGAUUUUUCUAUUGCCCAGAUCUUGCGAUUCUCGGCUCUGUCAUAGUAAGAUGGGGAAAACUCUAUAGGUAGCUAUAAUACCUAAGUUUCUGGCCUAUUACAAAUGAAACUCGAUGACUCCAACAAUUUAUCCGUAUGAUCGAAUAGGAGCAGAAUUCAAUCUAGACUUUUAAUUGGCAUGCUCAACUUUCCUAUGAAGCAUACAUGCUAAUGCAUUACCGCUUCGUCAAAUUGAACGCAUGAAGAGCAAUGACAUGUUCUGCGUGGGAUGUUUACCUGCAUGGUCCAUGUACGUUGGCCAACAUGGCCUUUACUCAAGAUCCAUUGACAAGAGGAGAUGAUACAUGCUGGUGCCAGGAAAAGCCUUGGUAUUCUGCAACUAGAUAGCUUGGCAAGCGCACAGAUAUUUAACGCUUUAACAGCAACUUCAGUGAAGAAAGGAGGAAGAGGAAGAACAAGAAAAAGGGUCUCUAUUUAUUUCCAUAAAUUCCAAAUGAAAUUUGAUGAAUCAACAGUAAUGGCAAUGGUCACUGGUAGGUUGACGGGUGACAAUGAGUCGCUAAUUACUACCAUCGAUUGAAACAGCAAUGACGAGUGACUGACUACUGAUUGUAGCAAUCACAGACACCCGGGGCAACCAGUGACUAAUGAUGGGUGAUGACAGUUACUGGGGACCAGAGGCGUUGGCGGCUAGCAAUUGGCAGCAUUGAUUGGUGGCUUGCCAACCCGGACAACCAGUCAGUAAUGGGGUGGUUGAUGGAAGGUUUUGAGAUGGAAUGAUAAGUUCGGCGAGGUUCAAGAAAGGACUUUUGCUUUUCAAAUGGGACUUUGUUGUGGUUGAUCAAGAUGCUGAUAAUCAAGGUGCUAGCAUUGUCAUUCCACGAGGGCACCUAUUUCUUCAGGAUUCAGUAAUCAUUGUUUAACCAAUAUGUGAUUGUGACGUUAUCGGGUUGAACUUCCAUGGAAAUACUGAGGACAGAGGGAGGGGAGGAUAUAAUUGUAGCUAAGCUUCAAAAAUUGGAGGACGCAAGCGGAACCGUUCUGUCAAAUCUU